GGGGCGGCGAUUCACAGAUUAGCGGGGGGAGACAUGUUUCCUGGCCGAACUAUUUUCAAGGGUGCAAGCUCGGAAGCUGGGAUUCAGGAAAAUAAACAUGUUCACUUCUCGGAUUUAUACCUUAGUUUUAGUGGUGAAGUCUCAGCAAAUUCUUCUAGGAAUGAAGAAACGUGGCUUUGGAGCUGGGAAAUGGAAUGGAUUUGGAGGGAAAGUAGAAGAUGGAGAGACUAUUGAGGAAGGAGCCAAGAGGGAACUACUGGAGGAGAGUGGACUGUCCGUGGACACUCUGCAGAAGAUAGGAAAAAUCACAUUUGAAUUUGUAGGUAACACAGAGCUGAUGGAUGUUCACAUCUUUUAUGCGGAUAGUUUUCACGGGACUCCAAAAGAAAGUGAUGAAAUGCGUCCCCAGUGGUUCCAGUUGGAGCAGGUUCCUUUCAGAGAUAUGUGGCCAGAUGACAGCUACUGGUUUCCACUAAUGCUCCAAAAGAAGAAAUUCCAUGGAUAUUUUAAGUUCCAGGGACAAGAUACUAUCCUAAGCUACACAUUGAAUGAAGUGGAAAUUGUCUAAAAAGAGAGAAACCGGUGCCUUUAACAGGAUAUAUUUAAGUCUAUAUGGGCAAGGGAAGUUGGCUGUUAUAUAGCCUCAAUUUAUUUAGGCUGUGUGGAAUUUAGGGAAGGGUUUCACUGUCUUUAAUUUUUAAGGCAAUUUAAUACCUGGUAUCUGUUUGGGGCACAAGAAGAUAAUGUAAGACCACGAAUUAUUUUCUUGCAAUUGUACCUGUCACAUAGUAAGAGCCCCCAGGAAUGGCUCAUAGGUUGAAUGGACCAGGAACCACAAGGGUCAUUUGGUUCAAAGUGUUAAAAGUAUGGGACUGAUCCAAGGUGCAGUAUUUGUCAAAGAAUCAUGCUAAUAGCCCACACUAGGGGGCAACAGCCACCACAGAGAAGUGGGAUGUUUCCUAUAUCCUAGAACCAAGAGGCUUCUUUCUUUUCCUGUUGAAGAUUUUGACAGAUAAUGAAAAAUAAAAACAUGG
Molecule: messenger RNA, 1034 nt
Organism: Gracilinanus agilis (Agile Gracile Mouse Opossum)
Lineage: Eukaryota; Metazoa; Chordata; Mammalia; Didelphimorphia; Didelphidae
Gene: NUDT1
Product: nudix hydrolase 1
Exons: 4
Coding region: 98-568 (156 amino acids)
Biological process (GO): DNA protection
Molecular function (GO): 8-oxo-7,8-dihydroguanosine triphosphate pyrophosphatase activity
Source: RefSeq, a predicted model, not a curated record